CACUUCCCUUGGAAAAUAGUGUAGAUAACACAUGUAAACAAGCAUGGAAACAGGUUUCACUUGUGAAAAUAUGUCCUUUUGCUGAAGUUCAUUUCUUUAAUGGAUUCUUAGCUCUCGUAGGUCAGCGACGCGGUGGACUUCUGCGUUAGCUGGACGUCAGCGGAUCCGAUUUGGUGAGCUGUACGGGCACCGCGGAGCCGCCGUUCCCAGCGCUCACAGUAGCGCUCCAGUCCAGUUUGCUACUUUAGGUCUGGCAGUCGUUGGGAUCUUGGUUCCAAGGUGGGUUGAUAGAGAGGAAGACCUGAACGAUGACGACCGAAACCCAUGUGAAAGACAUCAAACCUGGGCUGAAGAAUCUCAACGUGAUCUUCAUCGUCCUGGAGACAGGUCGUGUGACAAAAACCAAGGAUGGCCAUGAGGUGCGGACCUGUAAGGUAGCAGACAAGACGGGCAGCAUCAGCAUCUCGGUGUGGGACGAAGUUGGGGGGCUGAUCCAAACAGGCGACAUCAUCCGACUUACUAAGGGAUAUGCUUCUGUAUUCAAAGGUUGUCUCACACUGUACACUGGUAGAGGAGGUGAGCUGCAGAAGAUCGGAGAGUUCUGCAUGGUUUAUUCUGAGGUACCAAACUUUAGUGAACCCAACCCUGAAUAUCUGGCCCUAAUGAAUAAGACGGCUCACAAUGACCAGUCGAAUGCCGUUGGCAACAGUGCUCCCAAUAACGCUUCUGGAGUCGAAACCACCAAUGGGAAUGGAGACAACCCAUCAGCCGCCAGCAGCUCUAGCACUAGCCAUCAGGGAGGGAGAGGCAGCGGUGGCGGGAGCCGAGGGGCAUCCAGUCAGGCAUCAGGAGGCACAGCUGUCAGUAAUGGAAAGGAGACCCGACGUUCUGCUAAGAGAUGAUUUCAGCAGUAAAGAUGGAAGACCCUCACUUACCUUAAUGCCAAACACAAAACAAGACAACUUUUGUGCCACAAAGGACUGGUUUGCGUGUUUCCUUACCUAAUGACUCUCUUCAUCUCACUACCAUGUACAUACGUUGUGUUCCUAGCUACUGACCCUUGUAUUAAGUCUGCUUAAGUAGGUUAGUACUGGGGAGCACAGGGUGUUCAUAUGUCAGUUCUUAUGAAGAAAAACAAAUCACAGUCCUUGUAAGUUUUGUCCUGUUCAUACUGUCUCACAAAAAACUGUUUGGUUUUACUGCAGUAGUUUAUUAUGGGGACCUAAAGUGGAACCUGAAUUUGUAUAUUUCUUUGAAGAAUAUUUGUCUAUUUUUGAAAUCACAUGGUGAAACUGCACUUAUUCUACCUAUACAGGCUCUCUUUGCAGUAGCAGUAAAGUUUGGAAUUCAUAUUUGUGUUGUUCCAGAACUUGAAUUCACAAACACCUACAUUCUGUUUAAAUUUAACAUAAUGCUCAGUUUAACCAGUAUCUAACUGGUAUGAUAAGAUGAUUCCUACUGUAAGGCAACAAUUCAAUUUUCUUUGGUUUUCAAAAUGUCAAGAGUCCUUGAUUGUCACUUGGUAUAUCCUAAGGAAGUGACUUAGUUUGAUUUUAAAAUAUUUUUGCGACUUGUACUACUACAAAUGGAUGUAAACAGAAAUUUAGUGUAUGCUGGAUUCUUUGAAACAUGCAAAAUUGAAGGGUAAAAUCUUAACUUAGCAUGCAUUAAAUAAAACAAUUCUAUUACUGCAUUUGGCAGUUGUGUUCUUGUAGAACAUAAAGAUGAAUUAAAUUUUGGUAUAUUAUCAAGGAUGUUCCAUUACGGUUACAGCCCCAUGGUUUUGGUUUUUAGACAAAAUAUCCUACAUUUGAGUUUAUACUUUAACCA
Molecule: messenger RNA, 1830 nt
Organism: Scleropages formosus (Asian bonytongue)
Lineage: Eukaryota; Metazoa; Chordata; Actinopteri; Osteoglossiformes; Osteoglossidae
Gene: nabp2
Product: nucleic acid binding protein 2
Exons: 7
Coding region: 309-902 (197 amino acids)
Biological process (GO): double-strand break repair via homologous recombination; response to ionizing radiation; mitotic G2/M transition checkpoint
Cellular component (GO): SOSS complex
Molecular function (GO): DNA binding
Source: RefSeq, a predicted model, not a curated record